UUCUCCACACUUAACAAUGGUCCCAAACCAGACCACUAAAACAAAAUCCAAAAAAAGAAAGAAGACGAUUCAACUCAGUCACACACAUACAAAGCUUCUCGGCCAGGGCAACUCGUAAACACUUGCAGACGAUUCAACUCAGUCAUUUACGCACACACUUCCUUCGAUCUAUCUCAUCCUAACCGUUCCCCACAAUCGCCGAUGCCGAACCUCAUGUUUUCUAUCUCUUUAAUCGGUGGAUUGGAAAAGUUUCAGUGCAUAUUGCUGAAAACAUUGCUUGUGUUAUUAUCUACUACGGUGUUUUUAGUUGAUUGUGGUGCAUAUGAUAGAAUGCUAGAAGCUUCUUUAUUCUCUUCAGUUACACCAAUUCCAUCACGUGCACCUUCUCAUUCAUCUAUUACCCCUAUGCAUUCUAUUUCUCAUGCAGUUCCUUCUCUUAUGGCUCACCCACCAUUGUCCCCUUAUGUUUCCAAUUGUUGUAAAAAAGGAAUGGUUUUGAAACGAGGUAGUGAGGGCUGCCACUGUGUUUAUCCUGUAAAGCUAGACCUUCUUCUUUUGAAUGUCUCUCAGAAUCCAGACUGGAAUAUUUUUCUCGAUGAAUUGGCCGCACUAUUGGGGCUUCGAGCUACACAAAUUGAAUUGAUAAAUUUUUAUGUACUCGGCUUAUCGACGUUGAAUAUAUCGAUGUAUAUUACUCCACAAAAAGAGAUCAGUUUCUCUGCCAAUGAAGCAUCUAAAUUAAACUCUUCCCUUUUGUUUCAUAAGGUUCGACUUGACAGUAGAUUCGUGGGUGACUACAGGGUUCUCAAUAUGACCUGGUUUAAACCUCUACCUCCUUCUCAAGCUCCUACUUUUGCUGCAUCAGCUGUGAAAACUCCUGAGAGACAAAAACCUACAGCUACAUCAUCGAGUACUUCAGACAGGGAAAGGCAUUCAAAUUUGCUUCUUAUCCUUGGAAUUGUUACUGGAAUACUCAUCACUUCCAUUAUAUGUGUACUUAUACUUUGUCUAUGCACACUGAGGCCAAAAAGGAAAACACCUCCUACAGAAACUGAAAAGCCAAAGAUAGAACAUGCAGUUUCAUCUGCUGUGUCACUUCCGCGCCCAACCAGUACACGUUUUAUUUCUUACGAAGAUCUUAGAGAAGCAACAAACAAUUUUGAAUCAGCAAGCAUACUUGGAGAAGGGGGUUUUGGUAAAGUUUUUAAAGGUGUCUUGAAUGAUGGAACUGCUGUUGCAAUUAAGAGGCUUACUAGUGGCGGGCAUCAGGGUGACAAAGAGUUUUUGGUUGAGGUUGAUAUGCUUAGCCGGUUGCAUCACCGUAACCUUGUAAAACUAGUUGGAUACUAUAGCAAUCGCGACUCGUCACAAAACCUACUUUGCUAUGAGCUUGUCCCUAAUGGAAGUUUGGAGACCUGGCUUCAUGGUCCCUUGGGAGUAAAUUGCCCUUUGGAUUGGGACACCAGGAUGAAGAUUGCACUUGAUGCUGCAAGAGGACUUGCUUACCUGCAUGAAGAUUCACAACCAUGUGUCAUACACAGAGAUUUUAAGGCAUCUAAUAUAUUGCUUGAGAACAACUUUCAUGCUAAAGUUGCUGAUUUUGGUCUAGCUAAACAAGCGCCCGAAGGCAGGGCUAAUUACCUGUCUACACGUGUCAUGGGCACAUUUGGGUAUGUAGCACCUGAGUAUGCUAUGACUGGACACCUACUCGUGAAAAGUGAUGUUUAUAGCUACGGGGUUGUGUUGCUAGAACUGUUGACCGGAAGGAAACCUGUGGAUAUGUCACAGCCAACGGGACAAGAAAACCUUGUAACUUGGGCAAGGCCGAUUCUUAGAGAUAAGGAGCGGUUAGAAGAACUUGCUGAUCCAAGGCUUGGGGGAAAGUAUCCAAAGGAAGAUUUUCUCCGCGUUUGCACUAUUGCUGCAGCUUGUGUUGCACCUGAAGCAAACCAACGACCUACAAUGGGUGAAGUGGUACAGUCACUUAAAAUGGUGCAGCGUGUCACAGAAAAUCAUGAUACCACAUUACCCUCAUCAAAUACCAUGCCCAACAUGAGACAGUUUUCUACCACUUAUGAGUCUGAUGGGACAUCUUCAAUGUUUUCCUCUGGUCCUUACUCUGGUCUAAGUCCCUUUGACUAUGACAACAUUUCUAGGACAGCUGUUUUUUCUGAAGAUCUUCAUGAAGGACGAUGAAUGUAGUUGGAAAGGCAAGCUAAUCGCAAACUUGCACACAAUUCAACGGUUUUCUCAUGGCUGAAGGUGGAUGGCUGAUGGCACCGUAGCCAGUGCGCCGGUGGAAUUUUCUCGCAUUGAAGGUUUAGAUGUGUUGUUGCCGGUUGGCUAGGAAGGGGAUUCCUUUGUUGUUGUUCUCGCCAUCCUCCACGGUAAACAACCAUCCUGUUCUCCCCUAAGAGACAGUGGUUCCAAGUGGAUCAAAUUUUGUACAUAUGUGCAUUGUAGUUUGUUACCAUUUUGUUUUUCAGAUUGGCUUCAAAAGCUUUAGUUUUAAUUUUUUUUUUAAAUUAUGGAUAACUUCACUACCAUUUUAUGCAAUGAUUCUUCAUGGCUGGUCUUUCU
Molecule: messenger RNA, 2580 nt
Organism: Cicer arietinum (chickpea)
Lineage: Eukaryota; Viridiplantae; Streptophyta; Magnoliopsida; Fabales; Fabaceae
Product: proline-rich receptor-like protein kinase PERK3
Biological process (GO): protein phosphorylation
Molecular function (GO): ATP binding; protein kinase activity
Source: RefSeq, a predicted model, not a curated record